GGAGCCGUAGCUUGGAAGGAUGAGGGUUAAGUGACUAUGAAGGGGGUGGAGAGGGAAUCCCAGCCGGGAACUUGAGCUUGUUCAGCUGAGAAAGAAGGUUUCAGAAGAGAUGCAGCCGAAUGAUACAGCCCUACAAACAGCUUCUCUGGAUGAAAAAGAAAGUCACAGAAUGAAAAGAAUCUUCCCGUUACCAAUAGGAAGGACAUAUUAGCCAUGCAUAUUACUCUGUGCUGCAGGAGAGCAUCUCAGAACAACUGGCUUUACCUCUACCUGCAGAUUUAUACACCCAAUUAUCAGGAUUAAACCAUCAUAUAAUUCCUAAUCACUGGAUUCUCUGUUCACUAUUAAACCAAGCAACUAUGUAAUGACAAGCUGGGAAGAAUAUACAGUGUUGACGUCUGUCUUCCUUUGGCUGACACUUAACCUGCUUGAUCCACUUGGGGUUUCCUUCUAGCCUUGGAUGUUUAACCCCUUAACUGAAGAUAUCCUCCUUCUAUAUCCAAAGCAAGGCUGUCAUACGUCAGGUGCCUCCCUAAGGCCCAAAGGGUUCAUCUAUGGCAGAGUAAAUGGAUAACAGUUUGGCAAAGGAAAGUCAUGCCCAGCUCCUGCACGGUACACGAAGCCCAGUUCAUCUGCCAGUACAGUCUUGCUGCUUUGCGCCAUUGCUAGAAUAUAUUGUGACUGCCACAAGGACUGCAGACAGGUCCAGUUUUCUGCAAGUUUGGAAUUUCCAGUCCCCUUCUGCAAGUCCAAAUGAAGGAGAGCACCUAUAAGGUCUACAGUUUAUAUACUGAAGGUGAUGCUUUCCUGGGUACUCCGAGACGCAAGAAUGAAAGGGAAAAGAAGAGUCCUGGCUCAGUAUUAUAAAGAAUGAAUGGCCAAAACCCACGUGUAAUAAAGAUGUGCAAAUCUAGGGGUUUUGCAAAGCAUCAAGCUGUCCAUCCCUUCUGAGCUGAAUCAUGACGGGAGAGACAAAACAUGUAUAUGCCAUCAGCACCAAGGAAUCAAACUGCAAGGACUCUGAAAGUGACUCAGCUUUUGAACAGUUCAACAAUAAUGAAACAGUGAUAUCUUCAACAAGUAGUACAUCAGACACUUGUGGAAAUACCUUAUCUGGUUCAGCAAACAAAGCAUCUCAGUUAAAUGGAAGGGACAAAGAGACACAUAAUCAGAGGGAAGCCAUAAUAAGACCACAACAAGCAGGAAAGAUUGAUUUCAAAUUAUUGCACAACAGACCAAAAUUUUCAAGUGAUACUUCAUGGACUAAUAGUAGAAGCAACCCACUUUCUCCCACAGGAAAGAGUAGGGGGAAAGACAAAACAAGGCGAUCUGGAAAGGGAGACCGCAAUCAGUAUCAGCUAUGCAGACUUAAUAUUACAAAUUCAAGACCAAGUCCUACCAUUGGGAUUGCCUACCCUCAGCAAAAGGUAACACCACCUAAAAAAUUAGAAGUUAAUCAAGGAUCUAUCUCAGGAAGUUACCGCUUCCAUGUCCCUAAUGUUGCUGAGAGGGAGACAGAACAACAGCAGAAGGACCUUAGCUUCAAUCGAUGUUUCCAGGAGUCCAGUCCAAGCCUUACCUCCACCAGUUAUACCUCAGCUUCUAGGAGUCACCCUGGAUUAAAACUUCAGCCACCGCUGGGCAACCCUCAUGAAACUUCCAGCUCUAAUGUUCAGCUGCAUUUUUUAGAGUUUCAACAAAAUGGAAACUCCUGGCAUCCCUCCGAAAAAAACUUUCCAGGAGCUAAUAGCUAUGGUGUGUCAAAUCAAAAACGUUGUACAUUUCCUGAGGGCAAGAAGUCAGAUCCUCAUUGUUUUGGAUCCAUGCGGUAUCAAUAUCCAUAUCAGGCACUGCAGGAAGCUGUUGGUAAUACAUUCUGUAACAAUGCUGGUGGCCAGGACUUUGCAGAUGUCUCACUGUCAAUAAACCAGUUAGCACACAAUGCAUUCUCAUUUCAGUCAUCAUCAAGAGAAGGACCAGAUGAUCCACAUAGUAUUGGGCCUUACAAUGGUGUAGACAGCAGGACAUAUGUUCUUCCUUCUCCACAAGCUCCAUUUUUACAUGCACAGCAGGAUUCUCAACAUUCUCCAACGCCUCCAUGUUACACAGGAAGGAAUGAACAUAGCAGUGAUCACAAUGGUGCUAAUUCUUCAUCUGGUGCUAUAACUUCUUCUGGUGCUAUAGAGCAAACACAAAACACUUUUCAAGAAAAUCAAUCUGUAUUUAAUAAUGAUGAAUUAAGUUUACAUGGUAAUGGUAUGCCAACAUUAGGCAGCAAAAGGCAGCCUACCCCUAAAGACUUUGCACCCAGUCAAAGACUUCUGACUUCAGGAAAUGCACUACGAAGGAAUAUGCCACAGGAUCCUCUAAAUCAAGUGCACUUCCCUAGUAAAGCCUAUAACAAUGGAAAUACAGGAUCUGUAGCUUUUGAUAAUAGCAUUUCCAGAUUACCUCAGACUUGGGAUGCAGGAAGUAAGACAUUUCUACCCAUGGACCAAAAUUCUGUGUCUUUUGCCAAUUCUUCUGGAAAGCUUGUACCAUAUCAAUGCCAAUCUAAUCCUGAUCAGAGACAGCAUUUAAAACAUGAUAAAAUUCCUUGGCAACAAGUGCACCUUAUGUCUCCAGUGACAAACCAUAAUCAUAUGGAGUUGCAAAGGCACACUGGAAACCAAAAACUUCUUUAUCCUGCUUCCACUCCUGAGUGGAGCAAUAACAGUAUAAAACAAAUGAAUUCAGCAGAGUAUCACACAAAAAAGAACCUAACAGUAGAGGGGAUAUCUACACAGAGAAUUGAUGGAGUUAGACAGAGUUACAGCAAUGUUGUUAUGUAUGACAAUUCAAAAGAUGCAAGUCCACAAAUAUGUGAGUCAAGAAACAAAGGUGCGUUGUUUGGAAUAAACCAACAGGUACAACACACACCAUCUGCAAGAAACAAUAACAACCAAUCAGUGAAUUUAGCUGCAGUGUCUCCAUGUGAAUCUCCACUUCCUUCACCUGUUACUAAUGCAGUCUCUGGAAGCACCUGUUCAUCUCUUUCACCUAUCUCUAGUAGUCCUGUGAAUCCCAGUUCUGAUGAAAGUCAAAAAUCUAAACUUAACUUUUCCCCGUAUUUCCAACAGCCAUGCCUUCCAGUGGAAGGAAAGACAUUCCAUCUCACAGAUACGUCAAAUCCAAAUUCUCUUAUAUACCACCCACCAGAGGCUGUGAAACAAUUUAGUUAUUUAACAGAGGCCUCCAAGGAUGAACAUCUCUUUAAAAAUACACAUGAAAGUCAAUACACAAAGCAAAGCAAUGGUUCUAGCAAAGUUUGCAUGGAAAAAUUUGAAACUCCUCCACCUCCACCUUACUUUUACCACUUGCUAGCUAAUUCACUUAGCAGUGCAAAUUUGGACCAGUUGGAUGUCCUCCUUACAUGCAAACAGUGUGAUCAAAAUUACAGCAAUUUGUCUUCUUUUUUUGAACAUCGCCAGUAUUGCAGUAUGAAUGUCAAUUCUCAGAAUGAUUUAAAGGAUCUCAUACACACUUCUGAGGUCAGAAAACAAAUUGUGGAUCCCCUAAAGGCAACUCAGACUACUUCAGGGCUCUCUAAAGGUCCACUGGAAAUGCACCAACAAUUAUUUGGCUACAACAAAGCUGUUGAUUAUUUUCUUGAUAGUGAUACCAAAGGGGACUACAAGGAUGAGUCAAUGAAAGUUGAAAAUACAUUUCAGAUAACAUCCAGUAUGCCUCUAACAUCUUGUGACACAUUAGAAAUGGAUGAUGCCAAACUUGAUAGUCUAAUCACAGAAGCAUUAAAUGGAUUAGAGUUUCAAGUAGACAAUGCAGAAAUAGACAGCAGUUUCAUUGAUGUUUUUGUUGAUGAUGAUCCAUCUACACCAAAGGCAGUGGGAUGUGGUCAGACCUAUAAAGUAAAAGAGCCCAUUGAACACAAAAUAAAGCAUACCAGUGUAGAGGAAAAGCAAGGUCAAACUAAACAAGCUCAGUACAUCCAUGAGGAAAAUUCAGACAUAAAACAUUCAUGUAACCACAGGAAUGAAAUAAAGAGACAAAGUGAACAGAAAAAUGCUGAAUGUGAACCAAUUCACCCAUAUUAUUUUGAAACAGAGAAACCAGAUAUUGUAAAAAAUACUCCAGAAAUAAUGGAAGAUCAUGAAUUAGUCAAGCAAUGUAAAGAUGAAGAGACAUUUAAUUCAGAACUAAAAGGGAAAAUAAGUAUAAAAAAGAAUGAUCAAGAGAUUUUAUAUGACAACAAAAAGCACCAUGAUUCUCAAAGAGGGAGAGAUAAAAAAACAUCUUUGCCAGAUUUUUCCACAACUGAGAAUCGAAAGCCACAUAUGCCAAGCUCUAAAGAGGGAAAGAAAAAAAAAUCAUACAAUGGAACAUGGAGUAAAGAGUUAAUUCAUAAAAUUGUACAGCAGAAAAAUAAGCUUCAUAAGCUUCAUGUGAAAAACAAUAAAAACGGACAGUUUUCUUUAGUAACAGAAAGACAUUUUCCUGCAACUAAAAAGCAUCCAUUUGGGGAAUAUGACUACAUUUCAGAUUCAGAAGAUGACACCUUCAUCUCUUCUUUAUCAGGAAAGAGAACAAUAAAUGGCAAACUAAAAUAUACUUUCAAUCGUGAUCAUCAUGGACCAAGAACAAAAAGCAAAGACCAGGUUUGGCGAGUGGGAGAGGCUACACGAUUUCAAUUAAAAAAUAAAGAUUUGAGAAAUAUGAAGAAAGACAUGAAUAGGAUUAGGAGAAGAAGCAGUCAGUCUUCAACCAGCAGUGACCAAAGCACAAGUAAUUCAAGUGAAAUAGGUUCAAGUCCGAAGAGCACUGAAAGAACAGAUUCUGAAUUUGAGCAGGAUGCAUUAGUAAGUCAUGAUGGCUUGGAUGUAUCCACCCAAAAUAUUGCUAUAAAACCUCUAUGCAAAGAACCUUUAUUAAAGACAACAAAAUCUCAAAUGGAUUAUUCCAAAGGAACCAAAAAGUUUGGAUCAGCUAGGUUUCUACUUGCAGGCUCGAAGGCUUAUCAAACAAAGCUAAGUCAUUCAACAAAUUUUGAAGAUAAAGGUAAAUUACAGCAAAAUUAUGAAAAUGAAAAUGCCAAUAAAAAUGACUCUGUUAAAUGUACUGACAGUCAUUAUAUCGAGAAAACAGCAGAUGAAGCACAAGGAGUAAGCUCUUUUAACAAAGCUGUUGUAACCAACACAUUAUCACAAGGGAUCCAUCCUCCAGAUCUAAUUCUGAAUGCAAAUAAUUUAUCACAGCAACAUCCUUCCCUUCAAAAACAUUCCAUUAACUUCCAAGAAGCACAACUCCAGGAUUCCACCUGUCUUUCUGCAGAUUUUAACUCUGCAUUAAGCAUGGGUUUCUCUGAUGCUAAUGUAAAUGAUAAAGAAGGACUACAUAGUGAUCUUAAAGACUUUGCUAUAGCUGGAGGUUGUUACAGUGCAGAUCCUGUAGAGCUUAUCUCAACCACGAAAAAUCAAGAGACUUAUAUCCAUCAUAAUCAAACAUUCCCUGAACACGCAGACAUGCCCAGUUUUUAUGAUAACAUUUUUUCUAAAAAUCAGAGCCUUGCUUCCCAAAUGGAUGAGGUGUAUCUAAAUCAAAGUUCUCUGAAGAGCAACAAUGAAACAUUUGAGCAUAAGUCCUCUAAUUCAGCAUCCUUUCCUUCAGAAAACAAUGCUGAGAGCAAGUUAUCAUCUACACUUUCAUUUGAUUCACCCUCAUUAUUUGCUGAGUUACCUAUGUCAGAUUUUGAGUCCCCAUUGUACACCAAUGCUCAACCUACAAAAGACAGUUAUGUUGAUUUUACGUGUGCUGAUGAUCAAGUAAGGAAAUCAGCAGGCUUUGAACAGCAGUAUCCACAAUUUUUGCAAGAAAAGGGCUGGGACAUGACUGAAGAAGCCUCCACAAUAUUAUCUAACAACAUAGCCCAUUUUCAAGUCUUAAAUAGCCAAGGUGUUGAGAAAUAUGAUGAAGUUCCUGGCUCAUCCAGACCAGUUUCCCUGACCUUAUCAGAAACAAUCACAGAUUUCAAUACAGCAUUUAUAAAUACCAUAUCAGAAGAUGAUUUAGAAAUUAAAAGAUUGGUUACAGAGCUUGAAAGCCAGCUUCAGACUAAUAAACUGCACAGUGAGGCAGCUUCUCAGAUGUGUUUGAAGAAUUCAAUCAGAUUUGAACUUCGAGAUUCUUCUGCCCCAUUUCAAAACAUGGCAGUAAAUUCAGUUGAAAUGAAACAAAAGAACAUGUAUUUUAAGGAAACUCAUGCAAAUAAAAAUGACAUUAAUUGCUCCGGAACUACUGUCAAUAUGAAAACUAAACUUCAGGAUUGUCAGCCACUUGAAAAUAUUGAAGACAGCUGUGGGAAUGUCAAGAGUCCUUGGACUUGCUCUGUAGAGUUUGAGACAUUUAAUUCUACAGACCAUGAACCAACAAGGACACAUGAUUCUUCUAGUUCAACAGACAACUGUUGCCAGUAUCAGUUACCACUAAACCUAGAGUUACAAGAAGAACCAAAUUCUCUCCCUAACACACUUAUUCCCCCCACUGCCAUGCCUGAUGUAUCCUCACCUAACACCCACAAUCAAAAGAAUCAACGUUUUUCUGAAAACGAUGCCAUGAUAAAAACUGUGACCACAACUGAUCAGAUUCCUGAAAAUGAUAACAAUAAAACUACAAAAAUUGAUGUCAUACAAAAUAACUGUAGCCAAGAUUUUGCUAACAAGCAGCAACUAGAUGACAACUUUGAUGAUCCACCAGAAUUGGAACCAUUUCACAGUGGUCCUGAAACAAAUUCUACAUUUCAUCUGCAAGAUAGUAGUGCACCUCUAAUAAAUAUAACAAACACAUCAGAGAACAAGGCAAUCUUAUCUGAUGACAGACUACCCAGUUCAUUAUUUGGAUCAGAUAGCCCUGGUUCAACAGUAAAGUUAGGAUGCAAUGAAAUAAACAGCUUGUGUAGGAAAAAACAAUCUCCAGAGUCUGCAAGCUGCAUGAAACAUGUAAGUGGUGAAAAGACAAACCAAAACAACUUGCUUCUCCUUGACAUGCCAGUUCUGGUAAAGGAAGAAAGUGCUGUUUCUGAAAAAUUACCAGUUAUUCAAGAAUCAAUAGAUAACCCACUGCAACAGCUCCAAUUAUUUGUUGCAAGGACGGCUAAAACUAACGAAGAAGAAAUGCUGAUACCAUGCUUUCCAUUGUUGUUACCUACAUCCUCCCAUGCUGGGUCUCAGUUAGAAAUGGAAAAUGAUUCCCUCUGUGUCACUGAAAAUACACUAACAAUUUCUACAGAGGCUUCUGACACCUGCAUUGCAACAGCUGAGCUAAAAGAAACACCUGUUGAACAGCUGCAUGCACUAGAAGCUGAGGAACCAUACUCCGAAAUACUUCAUCAGUCAUUAAACAGUACAACAUCAAAAGAAGCUGAUUCAUGUCAUAACUUAGAAAAUAAAUGUUCAGAUGUUGCUGAUGUUGUAAGGGAGCGUGGGACACAAGACCACAAAAACAAGGGCCUCAGUAAUGGAUCUGAAAAGCAGAUAAGAACACCACAAAAGGUAGAUGAUCAGAAUCCAUGUGACACAAAUGAAAACAAAGUAUCAUCAAAACAAAAUGAACAAAUAGAUUCAAACUCUUUCAUAUGUAUAGCUGAAACGAGUGCAUUUACAAGUUCUUCUACCGCAACAAGCAAUACAGAUAAACCUUCUCCUCAUGACCCCCAACAUGAAGAAUAUGAACUGCCUUAUACAAUAAAUACAGACAUACAAAAAUUGAGUAAAGAUACAAAUAAUCAUGAAACUUUUAAGGCUUCCAAAGAUAUCUCUGCCUUUUUAAACCCAGAAAGUCACAUGCAGGAUAUGAAUAUGGUAAAAGAAAAAGACGUUUUCAUGGGAAAUGAUGAAAUCAGCAAGGGUAGCACUACAGAGUUCAAUAAAAAAUCUGAUACUUCUCUUUAUGUUGAGGAACCAUCUGCUCAAUUUCCCUUGCAUCACGGUCAUCUGAAAGCAUUGCAAGAAGGCAGCCUGGAAUAUCAUAUUCAGCUUCAAGACAUUAAUGAGCCCUCAUUAAAUUCACAGCUGAGUUUUGAUGCCUUCCCUCAUCUUCCUGUGGAUGGUUCUGAACAAAUGGUCUUUUCAGCAACAGAUAAUGUUUCAUGCUCUAAUCAAGACAAUACAGUGUUACAAAGCAUCCCAAAGUGUCAAGUAAAAGGUGAAGAUGCAAAAGCACAUAUAAUUGAAGGGACGGAUGCACUUCUUUAUACAAAUGAAAACAGAUAUGUUGACUCUUCUUUAGGGAUGUGUCAGACACAGCCAACAAAACUAAAAGACUUAGUCUCUAAAGAAAACUUACCUUCAUGCUUUUGCCCUGAACUAUUAUGCUCAAGCUAUAAAGAACCCCAGACUAAUCCUGUUGCAGAUAUUUUGCUCAGGUGUCAUUCGAUGCCUGCCAGUGAUGGCUAUUUAAUUUAUGCUGAAACUGAUAACAAUAAGCAAUUUUCAGCCCUCCAGACCCAACUUUUUACAGAAGAUUUGGAAAUGAUUAGAGAAUCUUCAAUGAGUGGACAAAAGCAUGAAUCUAUUACAUGCAACUGGAGCAAUACAGCUGACAAUAGCCAUAUAGACUGUGAAUUACACAGUGUAGACAGAGAAGCACCUUUGACAUGUGACCUAAUGGACAUUGCUGAAUCCAAGUUUGCAGGCUUAAGAAAUCAUGAAGCUCUGGCAACAACAGAUGCAAGAUUAAUUCAGUCUUCCAAAGAUCCAGCAAUAACUGAAAAUAUUAGUACAUGUGUUGAAACUGAAAUAAAAUGCACCAGCGAUAUGGACUCUGUUAUUUUGCGCAUUCUGGAUUGUGAUAAAAGCAAAGAAAUAUUAGAAAGCAUUGGCAUCCAAUCCAGAAAUGGACAAAUUAAAGACAAGAAGUCAACUGGAAUGUCACUGACAUGCAAUAUAUGUUCCAUAGCUUUUAAAUCGAAAACAGGAUUGACAAGGCACAAAGCUGUAAAGCAUAACACAAAAAAUGAUGUGUCAGUCAUGCUGCAAAAAGAAAUUCCACUAAGUGAAACCAGUUCUGCAAUCCAUAACUUGGGCCACAAUGACCAAAAUGGACAAAAACCCGUCAAAGCCUUAAAACAGCAAACAUGCAACACUGACUCUAUUGCUCAUAAUUCAUUCACAGAAACCCUAAAGCAAGAGUGUGGUCUUCCACAUCCAUAUGUGAUCUCCAAUGACAGUGCUUUAUCAGCAAAACCAAAAGGGGCAAAAAAGGUUAAAAGUCAAUCUGAUAGCCUUGAUAGCUUGGAAGAUGCUUGCAAAAACAAACUAAAUGGCAAGGUUAAAAAGAGAAAAGCUAAGCUACCUGUGAACAAAUACACUGAUUCUCAGGUUCCCUCUGAUGAUAUUUUGAACAUGCUCAAAACAAAUCUUUUAAAGGCAAUAGGUCAACCAAAAAGUUUUUCUUCCACUGAAGACAAAAAUGCAUGGCCCCAGCCUUCAAAUAAUGAUAAGCAGCAAGUGGAAAAUGGUAUUGAAAAUAGUUUGGUGGAGCCAUUUACUACUGAAACGUUUUCUGUUGAGGCUGAUGAGGUGAUGAGGAUCGCUAUAGAUCUGAAAAAAAAUGCAUCAGUUUUGCUUGGUGAACAGAUAUGGAAAAAAGAUGCUAAUGAACAACCUGAACAAACAAGAAAUGAUGUACGUGAUACAGAGCCUGUUCAAAGCAUACCAUUAAAUGAAGAAACUCAGUUUAAUCAAGAGUCAUCCACAAAUGGCAUGUGUUUAGAAAAGAACCUUGAUAUUAAAGAUAUAGAUUAUUCUAAUGCAUCAAAGGAAGCAGAUCAAGAUCUACAUAGCUUGUUUGAUGAUGAUAACACAUUUUCCCAACUUUUUCCAAGAGAUGAUCAUUUUAUCAGAAGAAAGUGUACCCGAGUCUAUGGAAAGAAGGCUAAAAGACAGAUACCUCAAUUUGAACCAGACAUUAAACAUAUGCCAGAAUCAACCCAUAUUUCUCAUGUAAAUUAUAGAAAUAAUUCCAUAGAUUCAACACUAAUCUGUGAUGGCAUCCUUAGUGUAACUGCAGAACCUCAUACAGAUCACACCAGUCCAGUGAAGACAGGAACUGAUGUGGAUGAAAUAAGAAUGAUGCCAACAUCUCCAGGUCAUUUCAUGAAAAAUAAUCAUAUGCCUUUGCUGACUGGGGAAAGCCAAAAAAUAACAGAGGCAAAUGUAUGCUUUGAGGACAGCCUGUAUAAUUCAUCUGGAGGAUCUAAAGAUUCAUUUGCACCAAUGAGAGAUUCUGAGUUGGAUGAUGACUAUAACAGCAAAUUGUCAGAAGAUACAAGUCUCCCAGAGUUUCCUACAAUUGACAUGAAGAUGCUUAGUGCAAAGUUUGACAUGCGUGAAUUGUCUUUUUUUAGUGCUUGUGGGGAUGAUUCUGACCAGUCUGAUAUAGAUACUCAAGAUAUAACAACUAACGGAGAUCAACAGAAAAGAUAUUGCAAAAAUAGAAUUGGUGAUAAAAGACAGGCACGACAUGGUAAUAUGAAUAUCAAAACCAAGGAUAAGCAAUACAAAUGUAAAGUGUGUUUCCAAUGGUUUCUAACAUUGGGUGAACUGGAUUUCCAUAAAUUGACUCAUAAUCCAUCACCUCCACCAACCUGCUAUAUGUGUGUUCAGAGAAAGUUUAGUUCUCGAGAACAAUUACGAGAUCACCUAAAAGAUAAACAUUCAAAAAAUAAAGCCGGCCUCUGGAUCUGUGGAAUGUGCUUAAAAGAAAUCUCUGAUGUUUGGAUGUACAAUGAACACUUACGAGAACAUGCAACACAGUUUGCCAGGAAAGGUCAGGCGCAGAAAUCUGUGAUGGGGAUACCUGGCUGUUUUUCUGAAGACAGUAUGGUUAGGACAUUCCUAAGCACCUUCAUUUAUAGAACACCUAGUAAGCCAUCAAAAACACCCGAUGGGGAGGACAAAAGCCCAUCAGUCAAAAAACAAAACCAAGCAGAUAACAAAGAUGAUGAUGACCAAGUGGUGGAAAAAGAACAAGUGAAGAGUAUCCAAAAUAUUACACCCGCUCCAGUCCAUGUAAAGCUUUCGGUCAGUGCUCCUUCAGAAACUACACAAAAGAGUGACACAGUUAAAAAAAAAUUAGCAAUUCACCCCCAUUGCAAGGAUCCUUCCAGAGAUUGCCAUCAUUGUGGGAAACAAUUUCCAAAGCCAUUUAAGCUACAGAGACACUUAGUGGUUCAUAGUUUGCAGAAAAUGUAUUUAUGCCAUAGAUGCCCCAAUUCUUACCAUGAGGUGCAGGAGUUAAGGAGUCAUCUUAACAGCAAGCAUCACCUGGCUGAAGAAGAGAUUGAAAUAAAGCACACCACCCUUUAUGCAUGUGAAUUAUGCGCCGAUGUAAUGCAUGUGAUAAAGAAAUCCUUCAUCUGUAGCACAUGUAACUACACAUUUUCUAAGAAAGAGCAGUAUGAUAGACACAUGGAAAAGCAUUUAUUUGGGGGCAGUAUGAUCUUUAAGUUUAGGGGAGUUGUGAGACCAGGCACUUCUGGAAAGGAAGUCCGAGAGAAAAGAAAAGAAGCUUUUACAAAUGAAAAAAUCCCACCUAACAAAAAACAAAAACUUAUUAGUGAAAGUGAACCAGACUCGCCUCCUACAGUAACCUGUUUUAAUGUUAAAACCAGCGGAGGUCAGUCUGCUUACUCUGAAAUGUCCCUCUCAUCCCAAUUAAUAAUAAACACAGACUUGAGCAGUAAAAGUGAACAAGACAUUGCAGUGAAAAUAGAAGAUAUGCAGGUUGAUAUGCCAAUAAUACAUGAAGAAAGACUCAUGAAUGACAGUUUACUAAACAUGGGAGCAUUGUGCAUGUCACCUGUUACUGACAAUCUAAUGAAAACUGAUGAAGACAAAGGAGACAAAGAGGAAGAUAUUUCAGCUGAGAUGAUGAAGAAGUUAAAUGGUGAAAUGGUCUCUUCUACUGAAACAGUGAAAUGCAAUAAACCCAUUAUGAAUGGUGAGGAGGAUUACAACACAGAACCUCCCAUUUUAAAUAUAGAAAGUCCAAAAAUAAAGAAAAUGUUGAUCUCAUCUAAACAGGUGGAAGAGACAGUUGAUGUGCCAGAAUUAGAAUGCCAACAAAUGGGCACAGAUGAUAUGUUUUGCCAAUUCCUCUCUAAUGAAACUGCUGAACUGUCUACAUCAAACAAAGAUAUAUCUGUUGAAGACAGCUCCCAGAGUGACAUUAUAAAGUCUGACAAAGAAGAUACCAUUAAAUCAGUUCCAGUGGAUGAGGCAGACAUCUCUGGCUUGCUUCUCAAAGAAAAGGCAGUUGUCCCUGAAGUCAAUGUGUCACUAAAAGAUUCCAAAGGCCUUAAAAAGAAUAGGUCAGUUAGUCAUGUAACUAGCAAGAUAAACAGUCAAAUGAGUGUUACGGCUGUUUGUGAUGAAGAUGCAAUAAAGAAGUCAUUAAAGCCAUGUGCACCAAAAGCAAAAACCUUUCUGGAGACAUCUUCUUUUGCUAAAAAAGAAACAUACCUUUUAAAGCAUGCAAAUGUGGAUAUAAUCAAAUCUUCUGACAAAAUAACACCAACUGUGCCCUCCAAGAUGCACCCAAAGAGCCGCAAAGAGCACAAGACAAUUGGUGCUAAGGUUUGCUCUGGCUCCCAGGAGAAUUUUUCUAGUGAUGGGAAAGCAAGAAAGAUAAAACUACUAGGCACUGGGAAGAGUGAGACUACCGGGAACUUAAAGAAACCCGAGUGGACUAAUGGUCUUUCAGCAUUUUCAGAGAUGAAAGAUGAGGCUCUUUUGAGUCGACACCAUUCCAAGCCAAACUCAGGAGGCAACAACAGCCAGUUUAAAAAAGCUAUGACUGAUGCCCACAACCAGAAAAAACAGAACUCUAAGUUGAGUAAUGGGGAGUACAAAAGCAAAAAUGCACUUCUAACAAAAACUUUGCAUCCGUUUGCUCCAAAAAGCUCCACUUCCUCUUCAAAUAGUGUUUCGAAUAGGCGCAGAUUGGGCCAAAACAUAAAACCAACUGAGCCAUUAAACUACAGGACUGCUGAAUCACAGAACAAUUUGUUAAGUCAACUGUUUGGGCAAAAGCUUACUAGCUUCAAAAUUCCUCUUAGAAGAGAUGUAACAGACUGAGACUGUUUCAAAUAGGCACUGUUGACAAAAAAAGGGAAAAUAAAACUUGGACUCCAAGAAACACAAACAUUUCAUUUUUUAAAACCUUUUUCUCAGUUGAGCUUAGUAAAACUUGCACUGCGGUGUGUAUGUAAAACAGUUUCCUUUAUGUGCUAUGAUAUACUUCAGCGCAGCUGAUUUCUCCUGCAAAUGUUGCAUUUCGGUUAUUGAUUUUGAGGAAUAGAAUCGCUUCGGAUAAACAGAAUUCCUGAUGCUGUCUAGACUUUUCUUUAGUACUGAGGUUAUAGGCUUGUUCCCAGAAAUCUAAUCUGGAAUCUCCCAUUCCACAGCAACUGAAGGAUACCAGGAUGGACAACCCUUAAAUAACAGCACUUUUAUCUAGACAGGGCCCUACCAUGUCUAAAUAUUUAAUAAUCAAUAUAUACAAUUGUAGAAGAUGUAUAAAGCUGCUUUGUUAGCUUUUAGAAAAUCAUUUUUGUGACUUUAGUUCACGGAUGGGUAACAUGUAUAGUAGCCAUCAAAAUGUGUUGGUGACAGCUCUUGGCAAAGCCAACAGCCUUCGGGAGGCCAUAUGUUGUCCAGUGCACACUUUGCACUUACUGGUUUAGUCAUUGCCCAAACACACUGGUCCUCGAAAAAUGUUCUAUGUUUUACUGGGAUGAUUGCAGGCAAAUGCAGCUGUAACCUACACUGGAUCCAGUUGAUCCACAAUAUAUUGGGAUAAUCACCUAUAUAUAGGUAUUAGGCAAGUAGAAUGCACUUGCAAUGGGCAGAGUGAAAGCAGCAAAUAUCUAUUCUAACCUGUCCUUAGGCAUUUCUCACGUGCUCACCAACACUGGACUGGUGAUGCAGCAUCCCUCAAUUAAAGAUAUCUAUGCUUCUGGUUCCAUAUACAUUUCCUAAUAGAUAACACAUAUUAUCCAGUUGAGAAUAUACACUCCAUUAUUUGUAUUAUUGCUAUUGUUAUUAUAAAUAUUUUUUUUUCAUCUAAGCCUGUUUUGGGUUUUGCUCAAUAAUGUAUAGUUCAGUCCAAAACCUUAUUAUUUCCUACUGUGUAUUGCUCGUUUUUAUUAAAUUUCUGUGACCACUGUAAAUAACCUGAAGGUAUGAGUAUUUUGUAAACACUGCAUAAUAUAACAGAGAAACUGUGCAAUCUCAGCUGCUUGUAACCCAUUAACACCUUCACCGCUACAUAAGCCCGCGACACUGACUGAGUUUCACCCUUUCAUUGCUCCUGAGUUUGAAGGACUUAAUUUGCUAAUUAAUAUAACGUGCUUGACAAUCUUACCGUAAUGCUCCCGGAAUCUUUUGCUUUAAAAACAAUGGUGCUAUUUGUUCAUAGAUCAAGUUAAUGUGAAAAGAGACUGAAAUUUUCAUUGUCCAGUGCCGGUACAGUGUUAAAAUCACUCCACACUUUUUUUUUCUUACUUAAGAAUAUAUAAAUAUAAUAUGUCAGAGAUUGGAACUCAGGUGCAAUGUACAUUCAGCCUGAUUCUACAGAACACCUCUAUCCAACAGGACCAUUCAAGGCACUGAUGUAGCAUCAGAGGCAUGUGUACUCUGCACAGAUCCUAAGUUACACAAAACGCAAAGCUUCCUCCUGUUAAUAUGUAUCAUUAAAGUGCAUUUUUAUUGUAUAAAAAAUAUUCUACUUAUUUGGUGCAAUGCAUAUUUCAAAAGAUUUUAUUUUGAUAUUUUUGUCCAUAAAGCAGAAAGAGCAUAAUGCCUUUUUAUAUUGUAAUUUUGUAUGGCUUCAAAUGCCUCUUUAUAAAUGUUUAAUUAAAAUAUGAGAUGAUA
Messenger RNA from Xenopus laevis (African clawed frog), 14927 nucleotides. RefSeq names its product zinc finger protein 469 S homeolog (gene znf469.S). The coding region runs from base 960 to 13130 and encodes 4056 amino acids. NCBI's taxonomy places the organism in Eukaryota, Metazoa, Chordata, Amphibia, Anura, Pipidae. The record is from RefSeq and is a predicted model, not a curated record. The transcript is spliced from 7 exons.